AUGAGGCGAAUACAUAAAGCGUCCGUGCGUGCCGACAGGCACCAAGGGGCAGACAAUCUCUCAAUUUUAAUGAGGAAUCCGGCCUCAGAAAAAAGUUUGGUUACUACACAAAAUAGGAAUAUUGUCAGGAUAAUAAAUGAUGAUGAAGAUAAGUAUGGAAAAUGGGAUAGCAGUGAUUGCUCUUUGGAAGCCUCCGCUUUUAUCUGCAAAAAACCAGCAGAAAAAGGAGAAUGUGAAACAGAAGCAGGUCGCGGAGGAUCCACGAAGGCGAGCACAAAAACUGAGGAACACAGAACAACGAGGUCAGAACAAGAAUUUGGUAGAACAACAUUCGCACAUGAGGUAAAAACCACACCAGAAACUGAGGAACACAGAAUAACGACGCCAGAACAAGAAUUUGGUAGAACAACAUUCGCGCAUGAGGUAAAAACCACACCACCUAAAAAUAGUGACUUUCGUUCUACUCUACAACCUGGGAGUGAUGGGAUUCGCUCUACUACACCAAGCGAGGAAAUAUGUGUUGAACCAGAAGACGAUUGCUGUAACAAAUGUUGUCCUGAAGAUAUCGUUCGUGACUUGGGUUGUUAUCCGGAUUACAUGGUCUAG
Strongylus vulgaris is the source of this 606-nucleotide messenger RNA. The record is from the annotation of a GenBank genome assembly. NCBI's taxonomy places the organism in Eukaryota, Metazoa, Nematoda, Chromadorea, Rhabditida, Strongylidae.